AUGUGCUCCCCCUUACAGAUGGAGACACUGAGACGCCCGGCUUUCCCUGCUGACCGUGCCCUUCCCCUCCUUGCAGGAGGCUUCGACGGCUUCCAGGGCUGCUGUCCCGAUCUGUGCUCUGAGGCCCCCGCCCCUGCGCUGCCGCCGCCGGCAGGGAGCAAAACCAGCUGCUCCGACCCGAGGGCUCCCAUCUACGACCAGGGUGGCCCUGUGGAGAUCUUGCCCUACCUGUUCCUGGGCAGCUGCAGCCAUUCGUCAGACCUGCAGGGGCUGCAGGCGUGUGGCAUCACCGCCGUCCUCAACGUGUCCGCCAGCUGCCCCAACCACUUUGAGGGCCUUUUCCGCUACAAGAGUAUCCCUGUGGAGGACAACCAGAUGGUGGAGAUCAGCGCCUGGUUCCAGGAGGCCAUAGGCUUCAUUGACUGGGUGAAGAACAGCGGAGGCCGGGUGCUGGUGCACUGCCAGGCCGGCAUCUCGCGCUCGGCCACCAUCUGCCUGGCCUACCUCAUGCAGAGUCGCCGUGUGCGGCUGGACGAGGCCUUUGACUUCGUUAAGCAGCGUCGGGGGAUCAUCUCCCCCAACUUCAGUUUCAUGGGGCAGCUGCUGCAGUUUGAGACCCAGGUGCUGUGUCACUGAGGUGGUGCCCUUCUGCCUGCCCCCCUCACUGUGCUGGCAGGAGCUGACUGUGGACUGGUGGGUUCCUCUCUGGGCCGGCACAGUCCCCUCACCUCUGGGAGGGCUGCUACCUCCUCACAGUUUGAGAAGCCCCGUGGGGGGCUCUAGCAAUGCCGGCAUGCUGGCCUUUCUGACCUGGUGCUCUUCUGCCGGGGGACUGAGGCUGGCCCUCAUUCGGGGUCGGGAACCGAGGGUGUGUCUGCUCUUUCCCAUCCCAUCCUCUGGCGGAAAUCAACUGGACUCUAUACUGUGGACUCUCCCUGGUCCACCAUCAUGUUGAAGCCCUUGGCAGCCUGAGAGCUCCAAGGAACAAGCUGUGACAACCAGGAGCCCUGUCCGUGGGUUGGUCCGCCCCGGGCCUGGAGCCCAAGCCCUGUGUUCCUGGGGAAGCUGGGGACUUGGGAAGUGAUGGGUGUGUUGUGCUGUGUGUGUCAGUCUGUGAGCCUUUCACGCCUGUGCUGGCGUUGGAAAGUUAUUUGUGCUCAGCUGACGUUUAACACUCCCUCCCCCGCUUCCUCCUCGCCCUGUGGGCAAGGAUUGGAAACUUAGCACUUUAUAUUUAUACAGAUCAUUCAGGAUGUGUCAAUAAAAUAUUGUUUUGUUUAAAAAACAACAA
Messenger RNA from Mandrillus leucophaeus (drill), 1291 nucleotides. RefSeq names its product dual specificity phosphatase 2 (gene DUSP2). Gene Ontology annotation, molecular function: MAP kinase tyrosine/serine/threonine phosphatase activity; protein tyrosine/threonine phosphatase activity. The transcript has 4 exons. The record is from RefSeq and is a predicted model, not a curated record. Lineage: Eukaryota; Metazoa; Chordata; Mammalia; Primates; Cercopithecidae. Gene Ontology annotation, cellular component: cytoplasm; nucleus. Gene Ontology annotation, biological process: endoderm formation; protein dephosphorylation; negative regulation of MAPK cascade. The coding region runs from base 1 to 636 and encodes 211 amino acids.